Molecule: messenger RNA, 4359 nt
Organism: Sceloporus undulatus (fence lizard)
Lineage: Eukaryota; Metazoa; Chordata; Lepidosauria; Squamata; Phrynosomatidae
Gene: NINL
Product: ninein like
Exons: 24
Coding region: 299-3739 (1146 amino acids)
Biological process (GO): microtubule anchoring at centrosome
Cellular component (GO): centrosome
Molecular function (GO): calcium ion binding
Source: RefSeq, a predicted model, not a curated record
GGAGCUGGGCAGAGGGAAGGAGGCUGCAAGGCACAAAUGCUUGCAAAAGUGUGGCAGCUCAGUUAGCCAUUGCCAGAGGAGGGAGAGCCACUCUGGAGGGGAGACCUCACAGCAGGAGGAGAAGAGGCUGGGGCUAGGGCUGGCAGGGGAAGAAGGACACAAAGAAAAGUCUGGGAAAGAAUUAGUUUGCUUUCCAGUGCUGCUCUUCCACUAGAGAUGUUGCUGCUGCAGUUUCUGCUUUGGUAAAGAAAGCAACACAGUUGGAAGAGGAGAGAGGUAGAGUUCUGUAUACUAUGGGAUGGGUGAAGAAGAGAGCAAAUAUGUGUCUCAGCUCAAGGAUGUGUAUGACAGCUGUGAUACCACAGGUACUGGGUAUUUGGACAAGGAGGAGCUGACAGACCUAUGCCACAAGUUACAUCUGGAAAGACAGCUACCUUUACUCCUAGAAACACUCUUGGGAAAUAAUCACUUUGCUAGGGUUAACUUUGAUGAGUUUAAGGAAGGCUUUGUGACCGUGUUGUCCUCAAGUAUCAGCCUUGGUCUUUCAGAUGAUGACAGCAGUUAUUUGGAGCCAGUUGUUCCAGACGAAGUGGCACCCAAGUACAUCAAUGGAGCCAAGUGGUAUGGCCGCCGGACACAACCAGAAGUGCAGGGCACCAAAUUGGAAACCCCUAAGUAUUUACAAGAACAGCAGUCAAAAAGUCAGCUGAGGCGCUCAGCAUCUCUGGAGAGUGUGGAGAGCCUUAAAUCAGAUGAAGAACCUGAAAGUGCAAAAGAACAGCAGCAUGAGAUGUUUGAAGGAGAAGGUCGAAUGUGCACGUGGGACAAUGAUCUGUAUGACGGCCCCAGAAAAGUCUCCAGCUCCUAUUUUGACAUGACUGAGAAUCAGGUUCGGGACAUCUGGGAAGACCUUGGCAUUGGAAAUAAUGGGUAUCUGAACAAACAAGAGUUAGCUACUGUGUGUAAGAACAUUGGACUAAAAGAGAUGGGGAAAGAGGACCUUGAAGAAUUAUUUAAUAAGUUGGAUAGCGAUGGAGAUGGCAGAGUAAGUUUGAAGGAAUUCCAACUUGGCUUAUUCAGCCAUAACCACAUUCCCUGCCCAGUUUCUUCCACACCACUGAAACCAACGUGUCAAAGAGCAACAUCCCACCAGAUUUUCAAAGGCAGUGGACGUCGAAGUGCAACUCCAUCGUUUUUAUCUGGAUCAAUGGCUUUGAAUCUUUUCUCCAGCAUUGAUGACGGCAGUGGCUUUGCAAGUCCUGAGCAAAUACUCUCCAUUUGGGCCCAGGAAGGGGUUGAAAACUGCAAGGAGCUGCUUAAGAGUCUGGAUGUCAACAUGGAGGAGAAAGUGAAUCUCUUGGAGCUGUCUAUGGCCCUCAGUGAUGAACUAAUGGCUUCUAAGAGCCAACUUCAACAGGCAGCUUUUGCCACCUUUAAACAUGAACUUCACCAUCUAGAAGCUCAGGUGGAACAGAUCUCCAGUGACAGAGACAAAGCAAGGAUUGAAUUAGAGAAGGUGGAAAAGUGGAACUUUGAGCUUUCUAAGGAAGUGGAUGAUACCCAUAGUGCUCUGGAGUACCACAAUGAGAGUAAACUGAGAUACCUUGAGCAAGAUUAUAGAGGAAAACUGACCGUUUUGAAGUCUGAAGUGGAGAUGGAAAGGGAGCAGCUCUUGCAACAAACUAACCAUCAGAGAACCAAGUUAGAAGCUGAAAUUAAAUCUCUUAAAGAGGAAGAGUCCAGUUUGAGGGGAAAACUAACUUUGGUCAUCAAAGAAAACAGUCGCUUACAAAAUGAAGUUGCUGAAAUGGUUCAAAGACUGGCUGAGUCUGAAAAACAAGUAUUAAAGUUUCAGAAGGAUCUUGAUUUCUUGUUGAAAGACAAGCUAGGACUUCUGGAUCCACAUAGCACUGAGUUCUAUGAUCAAGAAGAGCGUUUUGCUGAAAUCAUCAAAGAAUAUGAAUUACAGUGUCGGGAAUUGCGUGACAAGAAUGAUGAGUUGCAAAUGGAGGUGGAAAAACUGUGCUCCCAGCUGCAUGGAAGCAAACAUAGCCAAGCCAAGCAUAAAAUGAAGGCCAAGAGCCCUGGAGGAAGGCUCCUGCCUGAAAAUGUAAAAGCCAAAAUCCCAGAUGACAUCCAAAAAAAUGAUCAACUCCUGCUUGGAUACCAGCACUUACCAGCCAUAGGUCAAAAUGGGGUAACUUUCACUGAGUAUGAUCCUUACUCAGUAAGUAUACAAAUGGAGCUUCUGGUAGAAGAACUGAAAGAACAGCAUCAAGACUUGAAAAUACAGCUGGAAACCAAGGUCAACUACUAUGAAAGAGAAAUAGAGUUAAUGAAAAAUAACUUUGAGAAGGAAAGGAAAGAUAUUGAAGAAGGUUUCAAGAUUGAAAUAAAUGAACUAGAGGAACAGAAGAGCGAUCUGGAAAAGCUGAAUGCAAAAUGCGAGGAAGUGAUUGGAGGCUUGAAAGCUGAGCUUGAGAAACUAACUCCUGUCCAAGAACUCAAGAGGAGUUUUGAAAAGGAGAGAUCAGAAAUGGAGCAGUACUAUGCCAAAGAAAUUUCCAACCUAGGACAGAGACUGGCCCAAGAAAGGGACAGAUUGCAGGAUGACAUGAAGAAGCAGCACGAGAUUGAGAUGCAUCUCAUGAGAAUUCAACUUGCCACAGUUUCAGAAGACAACAUUCUCCUAAAAAAUAAACUAGGACGAUUUCAGCAGGAAGUGGAAAAUGCUGGUGAAGCAACUAUAAAGCACAGAAAAGAAAUUGAUGAACUGAAGAUGGAAAGAGAGAAGGCCAUCUACAAAAUAGAAGAAUUAAACCAACUAAAUAAUCACUAUAAGGAGCAAAUCUUCCAGUUGAAUGCCAGAACCGAACGGUUGAGCCACGAACUCUCUGAGCUAAGCAGCAAUAAUAAGGCCAAUCAGAAUACCAUUGCUGUACUGAAACAGAGGUUUGCAGAGUUGGAGAGUCAAAAAGACCAUGAAGCUGUGGUUGCCAAGCAAUACCAAGAGGCCUCUGCUGAAUUGACAAAGGAACAUCUUCAGCAGCAGUUGGCAUGGCAGGGAGAAAAGGCUCUGCUAGAAGAACAGCUGAAGGCCUUUAGGGGAAAGAGCAAGCAGUUUCAGGAGCUGGAGUCUGAACUGGAAUGUUUGACUCAGGAGUGCCAGAUGCUGCGUCUAGCAAAAGCACAACUGACAGAUGAAUUGGAGGAAUGUCAUGAUCAGCUAUUGGAAGCCAACACACGCUUAAACCUGGCAGAGUCUAGGCAUGUAGAAGAACUGCAGCAGUUAAGAAGCCAAAUGGACAAUUACGUAACUAAAGACUGCCUUGCUGAGGCAGAAAACAGACUAGCAGAAGAACAGAAAAUGGUUAAGUUGUUGGAAGGAAAAUUCAAUUUCCAGGCAGAGCAGAUGAAGUGGCAGUUGUCCACAUAUCAGGAAGAGCAUGAGAACUCAAAAAGAUUAAUGGAAGAAAAGGUGGGGGAACUAGAGAUGAACUUGAAGAAUGCACAGCUAUUGCUUCAAGAAAAGAUGACCCAACUUAAGGAACAGUUUGAAAAAAAUGCCAAGUCUAAUCUAUUGUUGAAAGACUUGUAUGUGGAAAAUGCGCAGCUGAUGAAAACUCUGCAGGUUGUAGAACAGAGGCAGAAGAGCAUUGAAAACAGGAACUUAGUCCUGGAGGAAAAAAUCGUAUCCCUGAAUAAUUUAAUUAGAGAAAUUACUCUAGUGUCUCAAUGAAUUUCAUCUAUUUUUCAGUUAUGUUGCUUUAAACUGGAAAAGACAAUCUGGUUAGACGGCAUAUUUUGUGGCCAACUAUUUUGUACACAUUUCGGAUCCUGGAAAAAUAGCUUCUAAUUAAUAAAACUCUCAUAGAAUACAUUAUGUGAAGGAGCCUACUUUCCUUCAUGUAGUGAAAGAGAUACUGCUAGAAGAGUGGAACCAUUUUCCCAAAAAGUGUAACUAAAAGAUAAAAGGUAUUCUCAGGGAGAAAUCUGAAGUUGGUGACUGAGUUUACUGGCAGUAAAAUAAAUAUACAUCUCAUUUUUCCAAUGGAAAAGCUAAAAUAUUUAGUGCCUUCUGGAUCCUUUCUUCAAAAGCAGAAUAUUCUGCUGUUGGGAACUGGUUGAUAGUUACUGUGAUAGGCAAUAUUCUUGCCCUCUUCCUCCCAAUUUUGUCUAUACACUGGUUUGUAUUGUGUAUAUAUGUACAGUUUUCUACACGUGUGUAAUAGUAAUUCCUUAUAUCAUUUUCUGUAUCAUUUGGACAGAUGUAGUCUAAAAUGAAAGUAUAUUGUAGUAUUUUGGUGUGCUUUGGGAAAAACCUGACAAGAUUUUUAAUUAAAUGCUAUUUAUAUUGCC